AUGAAUGCCUACUUAGGUUGUGUAUCUGGCACAGACUCCCGCGGAUCGGUAUCCUACGGGGUCCGAAAUCGCGUUCCAGGCAGCUCCCAUUCAACAGCUCUUGCCGCAACUCUCGAUCGACUUGCCUCCUCCGCCAACUGCAAUGCAAAUGGCUCAGCCCAUCUUGGACGAAAUAACAGUGUCGAUGCUGUUCAGACAAUAAUUCUCAAACGAAGCAGCAUGGACACUCCUUGGGGCUUUCGAAUACAAGGGGGACAGGAUUAUAAUCUUCAGCUAACUGUCAAGAAGGCAUGUGCAAUAGCGGAUGUAAUGCAUAUUGUCAAUUCUCGGUUUGAUAUUGGAAACCCUAGUAGAUAA
This is a messenger RNA of Rodentolepis nana, 357 nucleotides long. The record is from the annotation of a GenBank genome assembly. Lineage: Eukaryota; Metazoa; Platyhelminthes; Cestoda; Cyclophyllidea; Hymenolepididae.